AUGCAUGUACAUUAAAUAAUCUCCCUUAUGUCAACAACUCUUCUUUUUGUAUCUAUAUAUAUCCACGUUUGCCUCCUUUUCUUCUCUUCAAACCAAUUCUCAAUUCGCUUGAGUUUCAUUACAUACAUAUAAAUAUAACCUUUGUUAUUCUUAGUUUUUAAAUAGUUCUACAUGGGUGAGAAAGAUGACAAGAAGGACGGUGACAAAAAAUCUGGAGCCGCUCCGAUCCCCGUCGUUUUGAAGAUUGACUUGCAUUGUGAAGGCUGCGCUAAGAAAGUCCGGCGCUCCGUCAAACAUUUUGAAGGUGUGGAGAAAGUGACAACAGACAGUGCAAACAACAAGAUAACGGUGACGGGAACUUUGGAACCGGAGAGGCUGAGAGAAAGAGUGGAAUUCAAAACCAAGAAGAAGGUGGAGCUUGUGUCUCCUCAGCCUAAAAAAGAUGACAAAAAGCCGGAUGCAAAGCCGGAGAAAAAAGCCGAUGACAAGCCGGAGAAAAAAGCCGAAGACAAACCGGAGAAAAAAGCAGAGGAAAAGGUCGAGAAAAAGCCCAAAGAGGUGAGCACCGUGAUUCUGAAGAUUCGGCUCCAUUGUGACGGAUGCAUACAUAAGAUCAAAAAGAUUAUAUCAAAGACAGACGGAGUAGAUAAUGUGAUGGUCGAUUCCAAAAAUGAUUUGGUCACCGUGAAAGGAACAAUGAACGUCAAAGAACUCGUACCUUAUCUACAAGAAAAAUUGAAGCGAAGUGUAGAGAUUGUUCCGGCCAAAAAAGAAGGCGGUGGUGACAAGAAAGAAGGCGGCGGCGACAAGAAAGAUGGCGGUGGUGAUAAGAAAGAAGGCGGUGGUGACGGGGACAAGAAGAAAGACGGUGGCGGUGGCGGAGGAGAUGCUAAGGUUGAGAUGAAAAAAAUGGAUUAUCAUGGUCUUGACCCUUAUACAACAUUUGUUGUACCACCUUAUGGUCAUAGUCACUCUGUUCAUGAAUACGGUUCCACUUCCACGCCAAUGUACAAUCGGAGCUACUCUAAUCAAGAUUAUGGCAUAACAAAUUAUGAUCAAGGUCAUGUAAAUCAUGGUUAUCCUGUGGAGUACCAGUACCACCACGCCCCACCACCGGUUUACUAUAACGCACCCCUGAUGUUUAGCGACGAGAAUCCUAAUGCAUGUUCGGUGAUGUGAGAAAAGAUAUCAUUUCCGUAUCCAGUUCACAAGACUCCGACAUUAUGUUGGCUUGUCUAAGACGCAUAUUAUAAUAGAGUACUUAAAAAUUAAUUGUAAAUAUAUUAGAUUGAGUUAUAGUAGAUGCAAGAAACUUCUCUGAAUAUAUUCGUGUAUCCGUAACGGAGGAGUAGAUGAGAACAGAGGCAUUUUUCAUUUUAUUAGGCUGAAGAAGGAACAGUUAAAUUUGUUCAUCUAUAAUAAAUCCAAUUUUCUGCUA
Messenger RNA from Daucus carota subsp. sativus, 1438 nucleotides. Its product is annotated as heavy metal-associated isoprenylated plant protein 6. Gene Ontology annotation, molecular function: metal ion binding. The record is from RefSeq and is a predicted model, not a curated record. Bases 172 to 1179 code for a protein of 335 amino acids. NCBI's taxonomy places the organism in Eukaryota, Viridiplantae, Streptophyta, Magnoliopsida, Apiales, Apiaceae. The transcript is spliced from 4 exons.